This is a messenger RNA of Acipenser ruthenus (sterlet), 7212 nucleotides long. RefSeq names its product mitogen-activated protein kinase kinase kinase 3. Gene Ontology annotation, molecular function: protein kinase activity; protein binding; ATP binding. NCBI's taxonomy places the organism in Eukaryota, Metazoa, Chordata, Actinopteri, Acipenseriformes, Acipenseridae. Bases 2909 to 4789 code for a protein of 626 amino acids. The transcript is spliced from 17 exons. The record is from RefSeq and is a predicted model, not a curated record. Gene Ontology annotation, biological process: protein phosphorylation.
CAGAUCAAUUCAACAGGAUCCCAUGCAAUACUGCAGUGUGCAGAUCAAUUCAACAAGGUCCUGCUGUUCUGCAUAUAGAUUCAGACACUGUAAAGUGUUUCCAAGCUCUUUACUGGCACUCACUGUACCUGGGGAUUAACAUAACGAUCUGAACAGCAGGAGAUAAAUAGUCUGUUUUUAUGUUGAUUAAACGGGUCUAGCAUGCUGUGAAAGAAGCCAGCAAAACUGUGCAGCAGUUUAAUGCAUAUGCAGACAGACUGGGGUAACCCGCGAGUUACUUAAAGCUGUGAAGAUGUGGUCGAAAUUGCUUAGCCCAGCUGUACACUGGAUCGGCCACUAGGAAAACGUGUGGUGUGUCACGUGACUGGCAUGGAAAAGACUAUAUACAUUCACAUCAAGUACCGACAGGCGACUUGACGUCCUUCAUAUGAAAUAAUGAUAUCUACAGCCGUGUUCUGUUGCAUUCUGGUUCAGCAAUGGGACUGCCUGCUAGAAGACGUCUAUUCACCACUGAGAACGAACAUAAUGUUUUGUGCACAAGUGUCUGCAAAUGGACAGCACAGUCUGAAAAGGUAUCGCACUGCAUAAACUGUGGACCUCUUAGAAACGAUAAAGUAGAUCUCGAAUCUGAUAGUUGUUGUUACUAAUAUUAUAACACCCCUAGACUCCGACUCCUCCGUCUGCACUGAUGCAUUCACCCAAGCACUGUGAGGAAGCACGGCAUAUUGAGAACACGUGUUUGCCAGAACGUCACUGGUUUGUGCGUGCAUGCGCUGGAGCUUGUCGAGAUGAAGCGCGGGACCCUGAGCACCGAGCGCGUGACCUACAGCUGGAAACCAACGGCGGGACCGCGCGCGCGCCCGAGUUUAGAAAGAUAAUGAGCCGUUUUAAAAUAAUCCAUUUUUUUUUUAAGUUAAUAAUUCAGCACACAGACCUAAUCCAUUUUUGCUUUGAACAAAGACGUUUGGGUUUGAGCGCUGUUGAGUAGUUGGGGUCCAGUUUGCGUUUUUAUGAGUAACUCAGACUUGAUUUUUUUUUUUUUUUUUCGGAAGCUGACGGACGGGUUCCGGUCUGACUGACUGACUGCAUUUUUGUCAGGAAAUUUUGCUGCUACGAGAAGAUUCGGUUUAGUUUGUGCAAAACGAUAUCCCGAAAGAAACAGUAAAACUCAAUUCGAUAUAUUUUUGUGGAUUCUAACAUUCAAAAAAAAAAAGAGGGCGCGUCUCAACUUCGAGCGGAGUUCCAGUCCCCCGCUCCUGUCAAAAUAAAGAAGCGGACAAGCUCCGAGCGCCGUCUUUCUUGUGGCGGAUUUGAUAUUUUUAAGGGAGAGCUGGAGGAGGAAUGAUUUUGGAAAACUUUACGGGAAUAUAGCGCUAUAUAGUGGAUUCCAAAAACAUCUCGGUCUUGGAUUAUAUUCGAAGUUUUUUUUGUGUUUAAACGCACUGUAACCUGGAUAGUUUCCCUGUGCACCUAUGAAAACAAGCAGGAUUAACUGUCAUUUUGAAACUUGGUAACGUCACGGAGCUACCAUUUAUUUCAGACGUUUCUUGCGAAGUGUUAUUAAAGUUGAUUUGUUUGGAUAUUCGUGUUCUUUAAAGUAAUGGCGAUAACUACGUAUCCCAAUCGGAUUUAAUAGAUAUUUAGAUUAUUUGACUGCGCAGUAAAUGUGCAGCGUUUCCCUGGUUUGAAAUGACAUUUUGCUCCAGACAGAACAUCCUUUUGUGGUGCAUAGCCGGAUCUGUUUCAAAAUUAACACAUCUUGGAGUUUUAACACGGCACAGUGCUUAAGAAUCGUUUAAUUAAAACCAAAAACGACGAAUUAAAGAUUUUUUUGUCGUGUUACAAAGCACAAAAAAGGGAAACUUUGCAUUUAGCAACCCUAAUUGCGGAAGCUAAUCAUUCGGUGUUUUUAUUUUGAUUUUUUUUUUUUUUUAAAGUCGACGAUUACAAAUGGAUUUCAUAAAUGCCUUGAAGUUAUUGUUGCACCUUGACUAGUUCUGAAGGAGAACUUUUCCUAUUCGGAAAGCGCUCAGUACUUUUGUUAUAAAACUACAUUCACUUCAGUAGUCCUUCGGGAAAUAGAUUGGCCAGAGUCCAAAGAAUGUUUGAACGCUGCAUACCAAAGAAGAUAAAUCCGUUUCUUGCGUUGUGGUGUGUAUGAUAUUGCUGCGUGUCUUUGGUACAGAUAUAAAUAAAAAUAAAGGCAGGAAAUAAAAACCUGAACGUUUCUGCAAACUGCAUCCUAUUUGUGCCAGCUAUUAAGAAGAAGUGGAUUUUCUGCUCCAGAUGCCACAAACAGAAUAAUAAAAAAAGCUGCGACUCUUUUCAGGAUGACAUUACAACAUGUUAAUAUUUGUUUAGUGCUUUCCUUUGAGGUUUCUCCAAACUCCAAGAUGUGGUCCAGAUGAUUGCAAAGUGUUAUUUCCGUUUGAACUGAAACACACGGCGCUUUGCAUCUUAAACCGGGAACAGAUUUUCCUGGAAGAUCAUACCCGGGUUGCGGUCCUUCCCAGGUGGGAACAGGUUUUGGGGAGCUCUGCUUUACACCUGGGUCAUUACAGCUGCGUUGUGUUCUGGGUAAUGGCUUCCAUUGCAUGGAUGGUUGCCUUUGGUUUACAAGUCCCAGUGGCAGCUGAAUUCCCAAGAACAUAAGCAAUGCUAAUAAACAGCUAGCGGCAUUAAUGUCUCUGUGCUUUUAAAGACAAUGUCAAUGGGCAAGGGAUACCACUGACCAGCACCAGGAGACGCGUGGGGAAUAUUGCCUUCCGAUUACCGCUUUGGUUUGGAGCCUAGGGGCAAAACAACUGGCCUGAAUACUUUUCCACAAGAGGUAUCUGUGUGAUGUGAGACACGGAGCAGGGAUUUUCCAAGACCUCAGCUUAGAUUGAGACAACAGCCAGCUUCAAAAAUGGAUGAGCAGGAGGCCCUGCACUCCAUCAUGAAGGACCUGGUUGCUCUGCAGAUGGGCCGGCGGCACAGACUGAGCGGCUACGACAGCGUCAAGAGCAAGGCCCCCAGCCACUCCAACAAGCAGAAUGACGUGAGAAUAAAGUUUGAACACAAUGGAGAAAGAAGAAUAAUCCAGUUUGCUCGGCCAGUGAAGUACGAGGAUGUGGGGCAGAAAGUGAAGACAGCAUUCGGGCAGCAUCUUGACCUGCAUUACAUGAACAAUGAGCUGUCCAUCCCGCUACGAGGGCAGGACGACCUUGACAAAGCCAUCGACCUCCUUGACCGGAGCUCCAACAUGAAGAGCAUCAAGAUCCUGCUGCUGUGCCAGGAGAAGAACCACGCCACGUCUCCGUCCCACACCAUUGCUCCCAAGCAGGUGCGAAUCAAAGCGUCCCAGUCUGUGGGAGACGUGAACACAGCCUUCCAGCCCUCUGAGCCCCGGGGCCGCCACCUCUCAGUCAGUUCUCAGAACACGGGCCGCAGCUCGCCCCCUCCUGGCUAUGUCCCAGAGAGACAGCAGCGCAUCGCCCGGCAGGGCUCCUACACCAGCAUCAACAGUGAGGGCGAGUUCAUUCCGGAGAGCCACGACCAGUGUAUGCUGGACCCUCUGAGCAGUGCAGAGAACUCUGUGUCUGGAAGCUGCACAUCGCUGGACAGAACUGCAGACAGCCCUUCCCUUCGGAAAUCCCGGAUGUCGAGAGCGCAGAGCUAUCCUGAUAACAGACAGGAGUUCUCAGAUCGGGAGAACCAGGUCUACGACAAAGCCGGGAAAGGGGGCACGUAUCCACGGCGAUACCACGUGUCCAUGCAGCACAAGGAUUACAAUGAUGGCCGGCGCACGUUCCCUCGGAUCCGUCGGCAGCAGGGGAACCUCUUCACUCUCGUCCCGUCCAGCCGCUCGCUCAGCACUAACGGGGAGAACCUGGGGCUGGCAGUGCAGUACCUGGACAGCAGAGGGCGCCUGCGCAGCGCGGACAGCGAAAACACUCUGACUGUGCAGGAGAGGAACGUCCCCACCAAGUCUCCCAGUGCCCCAGUGAACUGGCGGAGAGGGAAGCUGCUGGGACAGGGAGCCUUUGGGCGCGUCUACCUGUGCUACGAUGUCGACACGGGCCGUGAGCUCGCCGCCAAGCAGGUCCAGUUCGACCCGGAGAGCCCCGAGACCAGCAAGGAGGUGAGUGCGCUGGAGUGUGAGAUCCAGUUACUGAAGAACCUUCAUCACGAGCGGAUAGUGCAGUACUACGGCUGCCUGAGGGACAAGGCGGAUAAGACGCUCACCAUCUUCAUGGAGUACAUGCCCGGGGGCUCUGUGAAGGAUCAGCUGAAGGCAUACGGAGCGCUUACGGAGAACGUGACCCGGAAGUACACACGGCAGAUCCUGGAGGGCAUGUCCUACCUGCACAGCAACAUGAUUGUGCACCGAGAUAUCAAAGGAGCCAAUAUUCUGCGUGACUCUGCGGGGAACGUGAAGCUGGGGGAUUUCGGCGCCAGCAAGCGCCUGCAGACCAUCUGCAUGUCUGGGACGGGGAUCCGCUCGGUCACCGGCACCCCUUACUGGAUGAGUCCGGAGGUGAUCAGCGGGGAGGGCUACGGCAGGAAGGCUGACGUGUGGAGCCUGGGCUGCACAGUGGUGGAGAUGCUGACGGAGAAGCCACCGUGGGCGGAGUUUGAAGCCAUGGCAGCCAUUUUCAAGAUCGCCACCCAGCCAACCAACCCCCAGCUCCCCUCGCACAUCUCGGACCACUGCCGGGACUUCCUGAAGCGCAUCUUCGUGGAGGCGAAGCACCGGCCGUCCGCAGAGGAGCUGCUGAGACACCCCAUCUCUCAGACCGUGUUCUGAGCUGGCCCCCCACCCCCUCUCCAGGCAGAUGGACUGGGGGCGGACCGCGGAGCUGCAGCGUUACCAGCUUCUUCAUCCCGUGGAGAGAAGGGAGCAAUCCAUCACCAGCAGGGGUGCUGCAAAGAAACUAAGUGUGUGUGUGUCUCUAAAAACAGAGUUCAGUGCUCGCACUACCAGUGCAAUCCAGAAGAGGUGACUGCAGGCUGUCAAAUUUCUUGUCCAAAGACUGUGUUGCUGAUGACAGAUCUGCAGAGGUCAGGAUCCACUGGAGUAUUUGUACAUGUGCCAAUCCGUCUGAUCUUGUUCCUGCCUUCACCGUCCUCCCGUGCAGCAGCUCAGGAGAGUCUUCAAGCCUUUACCAAAGAGUAUUUCCUCACUGGAGCCGCACAGCUCUACUGCCACAGUGCUGUGCCCGGCGCCCUCGGGGUUUAAAAAGGGAUUCUGCUUCCGAAGCAUACCAAAGAAAAGUGUCCUUACUGAGAGGAUUAUAAUGAUUGCUUUAAAUAUCCACUCCAGUAUUUUUAUACUUUACCAAAUGCUAUCUGUUACUGCAGCAGGGAGAAAGAAAGACUCUCACAGGGGUUCAGACAUGCCAAAUCCUAGCAUUUAUUUUGUCAGAAAUGCACUUUUUAUGAAUGUAGUUUUUUUUAGCUUUUAGAUCUAUUCUUCUCAUAUAAUGUGACGCCUUUUUUACUUUAUUUAUAUCCUCAAGAUCAUUAAUUGAUGAUUUUUUUUUUUUAUGUAUACCGACUCUAGACUGUUUGAAAUCUAAUGAUGCCUUUAAAACAGAAAAAGCAGCUGGUUUUGCAGAGAUUAUGCAGAAGGUUUAUUUGUAAUGAAGAGCUGGGAGAAAUGAUCAAUCGCCUUGCUUCCUGUCAGAUCUCAUCACGCCGCAGAAUAACGGUUUACUGUAGCAUAACUGUAGAACCUGAUCAUUUCGUUUGACAUGUUUUCUAUCUAAACGUACCAGUGUGUAAGCCCAUUAAUGUGCAGUGUUACCUGCCUGUCUCCACAUAAAUUGGCUAUUCCUGCGGUUAUGUAGUCUUGCUGGUACAGUAAUGACCAGCUCAUCAUUAAGACUAAUCUGUCAGAAUAUCGUUCCUCUGACUAGCUCUCCCUUUGGACCUUUAUCUGGGAUUCAAGUAACUGCAGGCAGAGCUGCUAUACAAGAACACCUGCUUCUCAUUAUUCAUGAAAUGCUGCCAGUAUCUUCAAACCAACAAAGCACGCUAAAUGAAUCCUAUGGUGCUUUACAAGGAUGGGUUUCGUAAAUAAAUAUGCCGAGCUGCACGAGAGCUUGAAAAGAACAGCGAUUUAAAACCAUCGCUGGCACCUUCAUCAGAAAAGAUCUUGCUUCCUCCACAAAAGCAAGCCCUCGUUGUCAUGGCAGCCCAUGGCUUGUGAACCGCUCCCUUCAGGGGGCGAGUAUAGUGGAGAGAGGCGCUCCAGACAGGGAUUCUGCAGUGUGUGCCUCAGCUCUACAGUGGAAUCUGACAGGGUGCGAUAGCCUGGCAUUUCUCCCAGCCUGACGAUUCUGUUUAGCCCAGGGUAGGUCCGUCUCAGUGCCCAAUCUUUUACUUUAAAAAGGAAGUAAAGCAACACAGUUCAAAUGUUUUAUAUACUGUAAUGUAGUGACCUUCCCGAAAGGACAGGUCACGAACUUCCUUAGUCCACAUGGGAUAUUAUCUUUUUUUGGGGGGGGGGAUAUCUUUUGCAUCAAAAGAUGUUAUUUAACCCUUUAUUGACAACACCGGGUAGGAAUCUGUGCUGUAGAUUUGUUUCAGCUCUUCUGACAUCUCUCGCAUUUAUACAGUAUUAUACAUGUUAACUCCACACAAGGAUAUUAACUGAAUUAUUUAACAUUGCACCAUAAAAAUGAGCUAUUUUAACAAAGCUGUUCAAACAUGGCAGAACAGCAACAGGUUAACACAGUAAACCGACCCGGGGCAGAGUCAUUGUUGCCCAGUUACCACUGUAGAAGAUUUUAAUUCGAUAGUUUUGUAUUGCCAUGUUUGGUCUGUGGAGUAUUUGAAUAAAAAGCAGGUAUUAUCCUGUAUGGUAUUCUAUACAAUGCAAAUACCAGCCUGCCUGUCUUUCAGUUUGCGAUGGAAGUUAAAUGUUACUCUCAUACAAGCAAUUCCAUGGCAAGCUGCUGUUAACAGGACUGUAAAUGGCUGCUGGUUCAUCUUUAACUGUGUAGAGUCACAGGGAGUGUCCUCCACUGCAUCAAGCAUUGGGAUGAGUUUGUUGCUGUGGUUUCAUGGUCACUGAUGAGCACUGGCAGGGUGGGACCCUGGGUUAAACAGAAGAAUAGGAACCAGUAUAUAAAUAUAUAAAUAUAUAUAUAUCGACAGGGGGCUUGCAGUGCAAAGCCAGCCCAGUGUAUCAAAUGUAUUUACAAUAAAAUGAUCAAUAUACCUAUU